Messenger RNA from Vespa velutina, 1149 nucleotides. Its product is annotated as phospholipase A1 VesT1.02-like. The record is from RefSeq and is a predicted model, not a curated record. Gene Ontology annotation, biological process: lipid metabolic process. NCBI's taxonomy places the organism in Eukaryota, Metazoa, Arthropoda, Insecta, Hymenoptera, Vespidae. The transcript has 5 exons. Gene Ontology annotation, molecular function: lipase activity. The coding region runs from base 1 to 1149 and encodes 382 amino acids.
AUGCCCACAGCUCAUUUGCCAACUCCGGCAAAUUUACCAAAUUUAAAUGCAAAAUCGGCCGGUGCUCCGUCGCUUCGUCUUUCUGUAUCGGAGGAGACUGAAAACCAGUUUCAAUUUGGACCAGAAGAUAUAGAACUUUUGAAUAGCUACUUCUAUGUGUUGAAUGACGAUCAUAAUUUAGUAUCUCUAACAACGGAUCUGCUUUACGCCGAAGAAGAUGCAGAGUCGGAAAAAGAUACUUUAGCAGAUUUACAUAAUCGCGUUUUCUUUUAUCUAUACACUAUCAAUAAUCGUAAAGACCCUGAUGUUAUUUCCAUUAACGAUCUAGAAUCAUUGAAGAAAAGUAACUUCAACUUCAACAGAACAACUCAAAUAAUUACUCAUGGAUGGAUUAAUUCUCAUAAUAGCGAUUCAUGCAUAUUAAUUCGCGAUGCAUAUUUAAAUCACAAUGAUUACAACGUUAUUGUAAUCGAUUGGAGUAAGAUCUCUGUCAAGCCAUAUUUUUGGACCAUUACACGUGUGAAAAUGGUCGGCCAAUAUGUCAGCACUAUGUUAGACUUCCUCGAAAAAGAAGGUAUGAAUUUAUCAACGACUACAAUGGUUGGCCACUCUCUCGGAGCUCACAUAGUUGGCUUGGCUGCUCGUUACGCAAAAGGCACCAUCAAUUAUAUCAUUGGUUUGGAUCCAGCAUUACCGGGUUUCAUUAAAGCUAAAGAAGGCUCGCGUAUCUCACAAGGUGAUGCUAAUUACGUCGAGAUCAUUCACACGAACGGUGGUGUACUCGGCUUUUUAAAUUCUAUUGGUGAUGUAGAUUUUUAUCCAAACGGAGGUGUAAAACAAGCAGGCUGUACAGUCGACGCCACUGGUACGUGUUCACAUUUACGGGCUUAUAAAUUGUUCGCCGAAUCAAUCAACAGUAAAAUAGGAUUCCGUGGGAAGAAAUGCGAAAACUAUGUGCGGUUCAAACUUGGACUUUGCAAUAAAAAAUUAUCAUUGAUCAUGGGAGGAAUUAAGAAACAUUUCGUCGAAAAAGGAUUGGAAGCUGCCAAUCACCAACAGCUGGUUUUUCAAUUGAUCGACUCGGAGAUAAUUGGCGUGCCGAUAUCUCGACCAUCGUGGAGGCUACCAACGCGAUUAUACUUUCGAUGA